CCUACUUAUCUUGAUCUGUUUUCUAUUCAGCUAUUACAUUAAAAAACAUAACAGUGUAUCAGAUGUCAACAUUUAUUUCAAGAUAACACUGGUAACUUAAUCUGUAUAUUGCCAGAAGUUGUAAUCAGCAAACUUCAUAAUGUCUAGUUCCAGGAAAUCUGGAAUGAACUCAGGAUCACUAACAGGAAAACAGAUUGGUUUAACACAAAUAUGGGAAGAUUUAAAACAAGGGAUGGAUCAGGUUUACACAAUCAAAAGUAUGACGAAGCCAAGAUAUAUUGAACUCUACACGCAUGUAUACAAUUACUGCACAUGCGUUCAACUUAGUGGGAAUUCACGUCAAGCACCAGGUGCAAUAGUUUCUAAUAACAGUUUCAAAUCAUCACCGGGAAAGAAAUGGCAGAAUGCUCAAAGUGCACAUUUUGUUGGGCAUGAACUGUACAAAAGACUCCGAUCAUAUUUGCAAAGUUAUUUAUCUAGUAUACUCCAGGAGGGGAUUGAUCUUCUUGGGGAAGAUGUUUUGCAUUUUUACACAAGACAAUGGAUGGGUUUUCAAUUCAGUAGUCGUGUAUUAAAUGGUGUUUGUGCCUACUUGAAUCGACACUGGGUUCUUAGAGAGUGUAAUGAAGGAAGGAAAAAUAUUUAUAAAAUAUAUUCCUUGGCAUUGGUGAUUUGGCGAGAAAGUUUAUUCAAGCCUCUCAACACACAAGUAACUUCAGCAGUUUUAAAACUUAUCGAGAAGGAACGAAAUGGAGAAAUCAUCAAUACAAGUCUCGUCAGUGGAGUCCUUAAAUCUUAUGUUGAGUUAAGUUUAAAUGAAGAUGAAUCUGCAUCAUCUUCUUCACCUUCCAAAUCAUCAAAAACAAUCGUACCAUCACUCUCUGUGUACAAGGAAGCAUUUGAGGCUCGAUUUCUUGAAGAUACUGAAAGUUAUUACACCGCGGAAAGUACAGACUUUUUGUCUCAAAAUCCAGUUACUGAAUACAUGAAAAAGGCUGAAGCAAGACUGAAUGAGGAGCAGCACAGGGUUCAAUUGUAUUUGCAUGAAUCAACUCAAGAUGAAUUAGCAAAGAAAUGUGAAGAGGUUUUGAUAAAACGACAUCUCGAUCAGUUUCAUUCGGAAUUCCAGAAUCUUUUAAAUGAUGAUAAGAAUGAUGAUCUUGGUCGCAUGUACAAUCUGGUAUCGAAAAUAAAAGAUGGUCUCGGUGAACUGAAGAAACUAUUAGAAAAGCAUAUUUAUAAUCAAGGUGAUGCCGCAAUCAAGAAAUGUUCAGAAAUGGCUAUAAACGAUCCAAAACUAUAUGUAAAUACAAUUUUGGAAGUUUAUCGAAAAUAUCAUGGACUUGUUCUGAGUGCUUUUCGCAGCGAUGCAGGAUUUGUUGCCUCACUCGACAUGGCAUGUGGACGCUUCAUCAACAAAAAUGCAGUCACAAUUGCAGCAAAUAAUUCAUCCAAAUCGCCUGAGCUAUUGGCGAGGUACUGCGAUUCACUGUUGAAGAAAAGUGCAAAAAAUCCUGAAGAAUCUGUUUUAGAAGAAACAUUGAAUCAAAUUCUUAUUGUUUUCAAAUACGUGGAAGACAAAGAUGUAUUCCAGAAAUUUUAUUCAAAAAUUGCAAAACGUCUUGUACAUCAUUCAUCUGCCAGUGAUGAUGCUGAGGCAUACAUGAUCUCAAAGCUGAAGCAAACAUGCGGAUUUGAAUAUACAUCAAAAUUAGAGAGAAUGUUCCAAGAUAUCGGAGUCAGCAAAGAUAUCAACGAUAAAUUCAAAUCAAGUUUUCUUGAUGAUCCACUGGAUUUGGAUUUUUCGAUUCAAGUUCUGAUAUCUGGAUCGUGGCCCUUCCAACAAUCAGUUGCAUUCACUCUCCCUGUUGAACUGGAAAAAAGCUACCAGAGAUUUACUACGUUCUAUGGAAAGCAGCAUACUGGGAGAAAAUUGUCAUGGCUUUAUCAUCUGUCAAAGGGAGAACUUGUGACUAAUUGCUUUAGAAACCGUUACACUUUGCAGGCAUCUACUUUUCAAAUGGCAGUCCUUCUGCAGUAUAAUACUUGUCUUUCAUACACGGUGCAACAACUCGCUGACAACACUCAGCUAAAGAUGGAUAUUUUGCUUCAGGUCCUCCAGAUUCUACUCAAGUGUAAACUCUUGGAAACUGACAAUGAUCAAGAAAAGUUGGAACCAGAUAGCAGUAUCAGAUUGUUCCUUGGAUAUAAAAACAAAAAAUUGAGAGUUAACAUCAAUGUGCCAAUGAAGACUGAACAAAAGCAAGAAAGAGAAGUAACUCACAAAAAUGUCCAAGAAGACAGAAAACUACUAAUUCAAGCUGCAAUUGUUCGUAUUAUGAAGAUGCGUAAACAACUCAAACAUCAACAAUUACUCGGAGAAGUCUUGACUCAACUAUCUCAGCGAUUCAAACCUCGAGUUCCUGUCAUCAAGAAGUGCAUCGACAUUCUCAUUGAAAAAGAAUAUUUAGAAAGAGUUGAGGGCGAAAAAGAUACUUAUCGUUAUUUGGCUUAGUUUUCGUUUGUCUUUGGUUUUGCAGGAUUUACACACAAGAGUAGUUCUACUCCUAAAAACACUUAAAUGAUUUUUCCCUAUUAUUCUGCAGAUUUAUUCAGUUUCUUAUAUGUCGAAACUUAUGUGUUAUGAUACUAGCUCAUCUCGUCUUUUUCAGAUUUGUUCAUAUUGUGUGUAGGGAUGCUGUUAUCUGGAAAGUUAUAAUAAUUUUUAAAAGGAAAAUUAAUUUCAUUUUGAAAUAUCUAAAAAAAAAAUGUUAUACAGCAAAUUCCUUAUAUAAACCAAAUUACAUUAGUCAAAUUUUUACAAAAAAAAAACAGUUUUUUAUUUGGCUCAAUUUUUAAAAUGAGUCUUUUUGGGAUAAAUUUUGUUUGAAACAAUUUCCUUAUAACGUUCCUAUAUGCAUUCAUUAAAAUUGGCGUAUACAUUAAUACAAAGUACAGACUGCUUCUUGUGUGUAAUCCUGCUACCACCUUUUACUUUUGUAUUCUCCUUUCGUGUACAUUGUUCUAAGUUCUUUCAAGUGGGACAGUUUCAGCGGAAAGAUAUUAUUUGUUCCAUGCUGUGAUGUAUCCCUUAAAAGAGCAUAAUUGGAAUUACAAUGAAAUAAGGUUUUGGCCUAUUCCUACUCAUAACAGCCGUUCCUUUACAUUCAUGGCAAAUUCACCUUUCUGCUGACUUUGUGCCUUGCUAAACAGUUCUGCACCUAAUAUAUAUAAUAUCACCUUUUAUUAUUGUGUGUUAUGGAUUUCUUAAUUUGCAAGAACUACUCUGUUUAGAACAGCCUAA
Messenger RNA from Styela clava, 3304 nucleotides. Its product is annotated as cullin-1-like. Gene Ontology annotation, cellular component: cullin-RING ubiquitin ligase complex. The record is from RefSeq and is a predicted model, not a curated record. Gene Ontology annotation, molecular function: ubiquitin protein ligase binding. Gene Ontology annotation, biological process: ubiquitin-dependent protein catabolic process. Lineage: Eukaryota; Metazoa; Chordata; Ascidiacea; Stolidobranchia; Styelidae.